UGUGGCAGCAGAAUGCAGAGCAGCUGAUUCUGUUACGAGGCUAAAAAUAAUCCACUUUUCUCUGCUCACUUCUUCUCACUGUAAAAUUAUUUCUUUACUCCUCUUCCUCCUUCUCUCUGUUUUCUGAAGAAAACCUGUUUUCAAGGAAUGAGUCACUGAGGAUUAUUACUUUUCUCUGAGGUCAUGUUGCGGCCGGAGGACGAGGGCUUGUCGUUUUGCGGCAACAACGUCAGUGGCGAGGCCUACAGCGUGAGCGGGGGGGUGCUGAACAAUGGCUGCUUCGUGGACGCUCUCAACCUGGUUCCUCAUGUGUUCCUGCUCUUCAUCACCUUCCCCAUCCUCUUCAUCGGUUGGGGAAGUCAAAGCUCGAAGGUCCAGAUCCAUCACAACACGUGGCUUCAUUUCCCCGGACACAACAUGAGAUGGAUCCUCACCUUCUCGCUGCUGUUCGUCCACGUCUGCGAGUUCGCAGAAGGCAUCGUCUCCACCAAGACGAUGGACACGAACAACCUGCACCUGUACAUGCCUGCGUUCAUGGGUUUUGUAGCCGCGACGACGUCGGUGGUUUAUUACCACAACAUAGAGACGUCCAACUUCCCCAAACUGCUGCUUGUUCUUUUCAUUUACUGGGUGUUGGCGUUCAUCACCAAGUCCAUCAAGCUGUGGAAGUAUACAGAGUACAACGUGGGACCACGGCACCUGAGGUUCUGUAUCACAGCUCUGCUGGUGAUCCUGUACGGACUCCUGAUGGGCGUGGAGGUCAACGUCAUCAGAGUCAGGAAAUACGUGUUCUUCGCCAAUCCUCAGAAGGUGAAGCCACCGGAAGAUUUGCAGGAUUUGGGCGUUCGCUUCCUGCAGCCGUUUGUCAACUUGCUCUCCAAGGCGACAUACUGGUGGAUGAACCCUCUCAUCAUGGGAGCCCAUAAAAGGCCGAUAGAGCUGAGGAAGAUCGGCAAGCUGCCCAUCGCCAUGAGAGCGCUCACCAACUACCUGCGGCUCAAAGACGCCUACGAGGACCAGAGGACAGCGGAGGAUCCGAAUCAAUCCCCGUCGAUCUGGCGCUCCGUGUACCGAGCAUUCGGACGUCCCAUCCUGCUCAGCAGCACCUUCCGCUACCUGGCCGACCUGCUGGGCUUCGCCGGGCCACUCUGCAUCUCCGGCAUCGUGAAGAACAUGGAGGUCGACAACGACACGUCACAAGUGACGGAAUCCUACUUCGGCGUCCCCUUCAUGUCCUCCGCUAAGCUGCUGCAGAACCCGUCCGUCCUGGCCGUUCUGCUCUUCCUGGCUUUAAUCCUGCAGAGGACCUUCUUACAGGCCUCGUACUACGUCAGCAUAGAAGCUGGCAUCAACCUGCGCGGAGCCCUGCUGGCGAUGAUUUACAACAAAAUCCUGCGUCUGUCCACCUCCAACUUGUCCAUGGGCGAGAUGACACUCGGGCAGAUCAACAACCUGGUUGCUAUAGAGACCAACCAGCUGAUGUGGUUCCUCUUCCUCUGCCCGAACCUUUGGGCCAUGCCCGUUCAGAUCGUGAUGGGAGUGAUCCUGCUCUACUAUUUAUUGGGCUAUAGCGCGCUGGUGGGCGCGGCCGUCAUAGUUCUGCUGGCGCCGAUACAAUACCUCAUCGCCACCAAGCUGGCGGACACGCAGAAGAUCACACUAGACCACUCCACCGAUCGUCUGAAAAAGACCACAGAGAUCCUGAAGGGUAUAAAGAUGCUGAAGCUCUACGCCUGGGAGAACAUCUUCUCUGACAGCGUGGAGGAGACGAGGGGCAAAGAGCUCACCAGCCUCAGGACCUUCGCCUUCUACACGUCCAUGUCCAUUUUCAUGAAUGCUGCGAUCCCCAUUGCUGCCGUUCUAUCGACGUUUGUGACUCAUAUAUUCCUGGAUGGAAGCGUGCCCAGUCCUUCUAAGGCCUUCGCAGCCCUGGCGCUGUUCCACAUCCUGGUCACUCCGCUCUUCCUGCUCUCCACCGUGGUCAGGUUCGCUGUGAAGGCUCUGGUCAGUGUCGAGAAGCUCGGUGACUUUCUUCAGAGCGACGAAAUUGGAGACGACAGCUGGAGAAACGGAGACAUGUCCGUUUCCUUCGAAGCAGGAAAAAAAAACCUCGGGAUGACCAAAGCCAUCAACAGGAAGCAGCCGAUGCGCUACCAGAUGGACAACUACGAGCAGCCGAGCAGGCGACAGAUGAGGCCCUCGGAGACGGAGGAUGUGGCUCUAAAGGUGAGCAAUGGAUUCUUCACCUGGGGAAGUAACCUGUCGACGCUGUCCGACAUCAACAUCCGCAUCCCGACAGGUCAGCUGACGAUGAUUGUGGGCCAGGUGGGUUGUGGGAAAUCCUCCCUGCUGCUCGCCCUGUUGGGUGAGAUGCAGACCAUCGACGGGAGAGUCUACUGGAGCAAGCUGCCUGAAUGUCAGAUGGUCCACGAGGGGAACAUCAGUUGGUCAGAGACAGAGGAGUCUGACGGAGACAUCAGGAGCAAGAACAGAUACUCUGUGGCCUACGCCGCCCAGAAGUCGUGGCUGCUCAACGCGACACUGGAGGAGAACAUCACCUUCGGGAGCCCGUUCAGUAAACAGAGGUACAAAGCUGUGAUUGAAGCCUGCUCUCUGCAGCCAGACAUCGACCUGUUGCCUUUCGGAGACCAAACUGAGAUUGGAGAGAGGGGCAUCAACCUGAGUGGAGGUCAGCGGCAGAGGAUCUGUGUGGGCAGAGCUCUGUACCAGAACACCAACAUCGUCCUCUUGGACGACCCCUUCUCGGCGUUGGACAUCCACCUCAGUGAUCACCUGAUGCAGGAAGGAAUCCUCAAGUUCCUGCAGGACGAUAAACGCACCGUCAUCCUGGUCACUCAUAAACUGCAGUAUCUUAUACAUGCAGACUGGAUCAUAGCGAUGAAGGACGGCUCCAUCCUGAGGGAGGGAACCCUGAAGGACAUUCAGACUCAUGACGUCGAGCUUUACGAUCACUGGAAAACUCUGAUGAACCGACAGGACCAGGAGCUGGAGAAGGACAUUCAGCAGGACAGUCAAACGACACUGGAGAGGAAGACUCUGAGGAGAGCUUUCUACUCCAGAGAAGCCAAGAGCCAGAUGGACGACGAGGAUGAAGAGGAGGAAGAGGAGGAAGAAGAAGACGACGACAUGUCUAUGACCUCAAACAGACGAUCAAAGAUCCCAUGGAGGGUGUGCUGGUGUUACUUGUCCUCCGGGGGUUUCUUCAUGGUCUUCCUCAUGGUGUCCUCCAAGCUGCUCAAGCACAGCGUCAUCGUCGCCGUUGACUACUGGUUGGCCAUGUGGACGUCCUCCAAGACCAAUCUGAGUGCGUCCAAUGGAACGAGCCCGGCCGUGAACAUCAGCGGUUCUCCUGAGGCUGACUCCCACUAUCUGCUAGUGUUCGCUAUCCUGUCUGCAUCUGGAAUCACGCUGUGCCUCAUCACCUCCCUCACUGUGGAGUUUCUGGGUGUCUCUGCAGCCACCAACCUGCACCACAACCUGCUCAACAAGAUCAUCCACGCUCCCAUCAGGUUCUUCGACAUCACUCCUCUGGGGCAGAUCCUCAACAGGUUCUCAGCUGACACCAACAUCAUUGAUCAGCACAUUCCCCCGACGCUGGAGUCGCUGACGAGAUCCACGCUGCUCUGUUUGUCGGCCAUCGGGGUCAUUUCCUUCAUCACGCCUCUGUUUCUGAUCGCCUUGGUUCCCCUGGGCAUCGCCUUCUACUUCAUCCAGAAGUACUUCAGAGUGGCGUCCAAGGACCUGCAGGACCUGGACGACUCCACACAGCUUCCUCUGCUCUGUCACUUCUCUGAGACGGCUGAAGGUCUCACCACAAUAAGAGCAUUCAGACACGAGGCUCGUUUCAAACAGCGGAUGCUGGAGCUGACGGACACGAACAACACAGCCUACCUGUUUCUGUCGGCCGCCAACCGCUGGCUGGAGGUCCGCACGGACUACCUGGGAGCAGUGAUCGUGCUGACGGCGGCGGGAGCGUCCAUCUGGAAUCAACCUUACGGAGGCAUGGUGGGACUCGGACUCACGUACGCCCUCACGGUCACCAACUACCUGAACUGGGUCGUGAGGAACCUGGCGGACCUGGAGGUGCAGAUGUCGGCGGUGAAGAAGGUCAACAGCUUCCUCAGCACAGAGUCGGAGAACUACGAAGGACUGAUGGACGCCUCUCAGGUGCCCGAGGACUGGCCCCACGACGGGGAGAUCAAGAUCCAGGACCUGAGUGUGCGCUACGACCCGAUGCUCAAGCCAGUGCUCAAACACGUCAACGCCUACAUCGAGCCCGGCCAGAAGGUGGGAAUCUGCGGCCGCACGGGCAGCGGGAAGUCCUCCCUGUCGCUGGCCUUUUUCAACAUGGUGGACAUUUUCGAAGGAAAGAUCAUCAUCGACGGGAUCGACAUCUUUAAACUUCCUCUGCCGACUCUGCGCUCGAGGCUUUCCAUCAUCCUCCAGGACCCUGUGUUGUUCAGUGGAUCCAUAAGGUUUAAUCUGGAUCCAGAGCGGACGUGCACUGAUGAUCGACUCUGGGAGGCGCUAGAGAUCGCCCAGCUGAAGAACAUGGUGAAGGCUCUGCCUGGAGGACUAGAUGCCGUGGUGACAGAGGGAGGUGAGAACUUCAGCGUCGGUCAGAGGCAGCUCUUCUGUUUGGCUCGAGCCUUCGUCAGGAAGAGCAGCAUCCUCAUCAUGGAUGAGGCUACAGCAUCUAUCGACAUGGCAACGGAGAACAUUCUACAGAAAGUGGUGAUGACGGCGUUCGCCGACCGAACAGUCGUAACGAUCGCACACCGCGUCCAGUCCAUCCUGAAGGCCGACCUGGUCAUCGUGAUGAAGCGAGGGAACAUUCUGGAGUACGACAAACCCGAGACUCUUCUGGAGCAGGAGGGGGGGAUGUUCGCCUCGUUCGUCAAAGCCGAUCUGUAGACACGCAGACAGUCGCCGUCCAGAUCAGAUCUUCCCUUUUUUUUUUUUAAGUCUUUGAAUUAUUUUUUACAAGUUCGAUAAACUCCUGUGACGCUGAAACACGCCAGAGAAGCAAAUAACAAGGAGAAGCUUGUUCUGUGGAAGAGGAAACACCGUCACUGUGGAGGUCACUGCCUUUCUGACACUUCACGUCAGUUACUAUGAUCAUCUGCUCCAUCAUCUGCUCCAUCAUCUGCUCCAUCAUCUGCUCCAUCAUCUGAUCCAUCAGCUGCUCCAUCAUCUGCUCCAUCAGCUGAUUCCUCCUGUUUUCACAUCGACAUUAAGAAUUUAGCUGAAGCACUUAAACAAGUUUUUCAUUGAAUUUGACGACGGAGACAUUUAAUGUUCUCGGAUCAGUUAAAAUAGAAAUGAGAACGAUCAGAAUAAGAACAACUGUUCAAACUAGGGUCCGAAUGUUUUGGGAAAUUACUUAAAAUGACUUUAAAACAUCAAACUCUUCCAGAAGAAGCUCUGAGAUCUCAGACUAAUACUUUGUUACUUUGGUUUUGGUCUUAGAUUUUAAUGAGAUUUGACUUCAGGUUUUUAUUAAAUCACUUUAAACUUUGUACAGACUUCAGAGUUAAUUCAAUAGUUUCAGUUUGAGCUGAACUUUUAAACCCUGCGAGAAUCUUUUUUUUUUUUACUGAACUUGACUGAAAAGUCUUUAAUUAUCUUUAAUCACCACAUGUAUCAGUUUACACUCGAUCACUUCUAUUAUGCAACAAUAAGGAAAACAGAAGUUUAUAUCCAGUUUUAUUUGAAUCCCUUUUUUAUAUGAUUGAAUGUACAAUCUGUUUCACUGUAAAGGAUUUAAAUCUUAAUAUUUUAGACCCAGGUUUAGAACGUGCUACAUUUUUAGACACAGAAGUAAAACUAAUAUAUCUCAGUUGUGUUCAGAAAAGACUUCGAUCAACAGUUUGUUGUUAAACCGACGACGGAGAAGGAGAAACGUUCAUUCUCCUGUCGGAGGUUUUUCAUCGACUCGUACCUUCCUCCUCCGAACGAGCUCGACUGAGGAGUUCUACGUUGGUGGAUUUGCCGCCAUCUUUUUUAUUUUGGAGCAUUUCUGCAACCAACCGAGACAUCAGACCUUUUUUUUAAAGUCCUUGUUCUUACUUGCGUCUCCUCCCAGUUCUCCAGGAGGAGCUCAUCUCUCAGCUGCAGCCAUUUUUGAUGCAACUGCAAAUCUGCCACGAUCUGAGAAUGAGGGUGGGGGGGGGAAUCCAUCACCCGUCUCCUCUGGUGGAAAGAAAAAUCGUUAGACGCAAAACAAUCUUUUAUAGUUGCAAAGUUUUUUUUAAUUGCAUUUAUAAAUGUAUUUUUCACAGGUUUGCUGUUUUAGUUCCAAAAUAAAUCAAGAAUUUCUUUAUUUAGUAAAAUGUCUGUGAAAUUAGGAUUUUAAUUUGAUUUUAGAUUUGUAAACGCGUGGAUCUUAUUUCCAGCUCUGUCACUGUUCUAUCGGUUGUAUUUCUAUGUUUCACUAGUACAAACACUGUAGGGUGUCGCGGCUCGGUCCGACGCCGCUGAGCCCGCUGUCUGUCUGCGGUCAUGCUUUGCUGAACCCUUUUUAAUCGUCGGGGGAAACAAUAGACGGCGAAACACGAUCUCCCGUUAACCCGAGAGGUCGAUCCGGACCGAGAGUGAGACGGCGACGUGACGCCGAGUCGAUCCAGAAUCCAAACAAACAUCAGCGUGACGAGAACUAACUGAAAUGACAGAAACCGUCUUUGACAUUUCAGUUCGGUCCCAUCUGCUAACAUGGAGAGGACAGGUUUUAUACUGACCUAUACUGCAGCCAGCCACCAGGGGGCACCUGAGAUGGUUUGGCUUCACUUUCUCGGCGCCGUCAUGUCGUCCGUCUUCGUUCUCAGUCUAUGAUUUACUUUUUUCACUUAGAUGAAAUGUUCCUGUCGUAUUAUUGAAGGAAUUGAGCUCAACUAUCAUGUUAUACUGUUAUAUUUCCAUUUAUAGUUUUUGUAAUGAUAUAUACACUUAUACAUAUUUCUAACAAAGAAAAAACUAAAGAGACAAAUUCACAUGUUUCACAGUCGGAGUCGAUCUGAAAACUUUUUCUAGAAUCCCUGGUUCUGUGGUUCUGUCCCUUUUGUAUUAUGGUUUAUUGAUUAAUCCUCUACUUUUCAACUUUCUUUAUAAAAACUGAUUUUCUCUCACGUGUUUCAUCUGGAGAAGUUUCCGAUUUUAUAGUUUUUAACACGUGAAACCGAAGCUGCGGUUUGUUUUUCUCUUUUCACUCUGCUGCUCAAACUGAAACCCGAAACUCAGAUUUGUGCCAAACGAAGAAAAAGCACAGAAUGAAGUCGACGCAAACUUUAUCGGAGCUUUGACGACUGUUUUUUAUUCUUCCUCGUAAAAUCACAUGACUGUUAAAUAAACAUGAUUUUCAGCUGCAGGUGAAGUUUAGGUAGUUUUUAAAGUAUGUACAUGUACAGUUUGUAGGAGCCUGUGAAUCCAGGAGUUUUUAAACUUAUACAAACUCUUAUAUUAUUAUUAUUCUGUGUGCCUGAGUUUUUUACACUUGAAAUGAAAAUAAAAAUGUUUCUGAGUGAAGUGAAA
Messenger RNA from Hippoglossus stenolepis (Pacific halibut), 7548 nucleotides. RefSeq names its product ATP-binding cassette, sub-family C (CFTR/MRP), member 9 (gene abcc9). The transcript is spliced from 42 exons. Gene Ontology annotation, cellular component: membrane. Lineage: Eukaryota; Metazoa; Chordata; Actinopteri; Pleuronectiformes; Pleuronectidae. Bases 184 to 4935 code for a protein of 1583 amino acids. Gene Ontology annotation, molecular function: ATP binding; ATP hydrolysis activity; ABC-type transporter activity. Gene Ontology annotation, biological process: transmembrane transport; potassium ion transport. The record is from RefSeq and is a predicted model, not a curated record.